This is a messenger RNA of Ylistrum balloti, 9023 nucleotides long. Its product is annotated as estrogen-related receptor gamma-like. Gene Ontology annotation, biological process: regulation of DNA-templated transcription. NCBI's taxonomy places the organism in Eukaryota, Metazoa, Mollusca, Bivalvia, Pectinida, Pectinidae. Gene Ontology annotation, cellular component: nucleus. The transcript has 7 exons. Bases 353 to 1624 code for a protein of 423 amino acids. The record is from RefSeq and is a predicted model, not a curated record. Gene Ontology annotation, molecular function: DNA-binding transcription factor activity; steroid binding; nuclear steroid receptor activity.
GGCUAUACUUAGAUGAAGGAUUGGGAUUGCUUGUAAUCAAUUUAUGUAAAAACGGUGGAAUUUCUUGAGCUCACACUGGCAAAGAAUGGAAUAGUAGCAUACGUAAAAGGGUUAAUAUUGCUGGAGUAUAUGAUAAGAUAAAGUGGACAGUAACUAUGGAUGUUCUGACUUCCUAGUGGCUGGCUAACAGGACUUGGCUGUUUGAUUACAUCUGGGUUGCUGACUCAACAUCUUGACGAAGAAUUUGGAUAAAACUCAUUGCUCUGACUGCAAUUCAAAGCACUCCAAGCAAAUACGACUUUUGUUUUUGGAGUUUGAACUAAUCACAUAAUAACUUUAUAAGGCGAUCAAGAUGGAUGUCGAAUCGAGUGUAAAAUGUGAACCUGGGAGCCCUCUUGGCCUGAGUAGGUGCACACAACCAUCCCUGGAUGAGAGUUUUGGUAGAGAUGUGUUUGCAGACUACAAUGUAGAUGAUUAUGGAUCUGACGGAAACAGUGGGGAUAACAGUGGAGACAUAUCCCCAUGCAGUAUAGACAAUGGUAAAAUGGAUUUUAUAUCCAGUUCUUUCUCUUCAGACCCAGAAAGUAUGGAUGGACCUAAACGUAUAUGUUUAGUAUGUGGAGAUAUAGCAUCAGGAUAUCAUUAUGGCGUUUCUUCUUGUGAGGCAUGCAAAGCAUUUUUCAAACGAACAAUUCAAGGUAACAUAGAGUAUUCUUGCCCAGCAAAUGGAGACUGUGAGAUUACAAAGAGAAGAAGGAAGGCAUGCCAAGCAUGUCGCUUCCAGAAAUGUUUACGAGUGGGCAUGCUCAGGGAAGGUGUGCGUCUCGACAGAGUGCGCGGUGGGAGACAAAAAUACAAGAGAAGCUUGGACAGUCUCAGUCAGCCACUCAUACAACCCAUACUGCCCAUGGUGAAAAAAGCAUGCUUUGAAUUCCAACAUGAAAACAAGAUUUUGACACAGUUGCUGAACAUUGAAUCACAGUUAGACAAAUUAUAUGCCAACCCAGAACCAGAGCUUGUCAAUGAUGAGAUGCGUUUUAUAGCAGCCUUUUCUGAUCUAGCUGACCGAGAAUUGGUUAUUACUAUAAGCUGGGCCAAACAGGUGCCAGGUUUCUGCAAUUUGUCGCUGAGUGACCAGAUGAACCUUCUACAGCACUCCUGGUUGGAGAUACUCUGUCUGAAUCUCGUGUUUAGAUCCUGUCCUUACAUUGGCUACAUACGCUUUGCUGAAGAUUUACAAAUGACAGUGGAUGAGUGUAAAAAAUGCCAGUGUAGCCCAGAACUUGAUAACCUCACCCGCAAACUCGCCAAAAAAUUUACAAAUAUGGGAGUUACAAAGGAAGAGUAUCUCCUUCUGAAAGCCAUGACAUUAUGUAACAUAGAUGUCGUGAUAGAGAACAGCGAAGCUGUACGCAACCUUCAGGACAAACUCCAAGAUGCCCUGAUUGACUAUGUGAAGUCUCGGUAUGCUGGAAAUCUGCGCCGCCUUGGCCAUCUCUACCUUCUCCUGCCCCCACUAACACACAUCAAACUGCUCGCCAAACAGUACUGGUUUGAUGUGAAAAAGGAUGGACGAGUGAUGAUGCACAAGCUUUUCUUAGAAAUGUUGGAGGCAGAUUCUUGAUAAAUCACCACAAAAUUAGGAGGAAGAAAGAUUUUGUCUGCGUGUGAUAUUUUUAUUAUGUGCUUGUGUGGACCUAGAUCAGCACAAACUGUGGGAGCUCUCUUCGGCAAAUAUGGGUCAAAGACCCAGACGUCCGCUGUAGACUUAUCACAGUUCCUCGUGUCUUAGGAUGGUAGACAUUAUGUGUUAGAGAUGUAGAUAUGUUUAUGCAAAAUAUAGAUCCGCAGUUUUUGAGAAUGAUGUUGAUGGCUAGAAAAAGUAUGUCUACAUUAGAAGGAUCAUACUAGAUUCCAAAUGUAUGCAGCCAAAUUUUUUAUAGUUGUCUCAUUUUCAAAACUGAAGACAACCACUGCAAACAUGAGGAUGCUGUGUCAUCAUGUUCACAGUGUACUAUGUGGACUUAGGAAAAUAGUAUAUGUGUGACUUGUAUGUGUGAAUACAUAUAUAUAUGUAUAUAUAUAUAAAUAUAGAAAAAGAUAUAUCUAUGGGAAAAUUUUACCAUGGUAGAAAGUACUCAAACAUUAAUACCAGUUUGUUAUAUGCUGGAGGAAUAUCCUAGAUACGUAGUGGGAAUGUGUACGUCCUAGAUACCACAGGACUAUGUAUUACUAUGGAGACUGCAUGCUGUCCAGUACAAUCUUGCAGGCCCACCAAGUAGAUCACCACCAGUGUGGGCUGAUCAACUGAUGGAUGCUAACGUCCACUCACAGCGCUAGUACAACGGACCAAUCGAGCACUACAUGAUAUCAGGAUUGUUAACGUCCACUCGCAGCGCUAGUACAACGGACCAAUCAAGUACUGCAUUGUAUCAUAAGAAUGUCUUCCAUCUUAACUUAUUUACAAGCAAUCUGAUUGGUUAACACUACAUUUGCAUUUAUAUGAUGUAUUGUGACAGAACAAUAUAUUCACUGUCUAAAAUUCAAAUACGCUGUAUGUAUUUCAAUUAAGUCAUCACAUAAGGAUCAAAUAUACAGAUGUAUUGUCCAUGUCACUUCAGAACUUUGUAAAUAUAUGUUCAUACAAUACAUUCUUGUUACCCUUUGUAUAAGUAUCAUGUGUGAUUCAAGAUUGGUUAGACUCUCUAUACACAUAAUACAUAAUUCUAGGUCCUGAAGUCUGAGGUCUUGGUUUAAAAAAAAUUGAAAAAAUGUUAAAGGCUAAAUGUGUAUUUUGUGGCAAAUAAUGUGAUUGAAUUUAAUUUUCAUUAAAAAUUGCUUAAGUACUUUAAUUUAAGAAAAAAAUAUCUCAAAGAAUAAUGAAAUAUUUGAAUUUAUACAAUAACCAAAUUGCAUUAAAUUUUCAUAUUGGUGAAGAUUAUACUAAUUAGAGAAAUAUAUAUGUUAAAUGAGUUGAUUGUGAUGAAUGAAGGAGAUCUAUAGAUGUAUUAAGUAGGACACAUAUCAGAUUAGUGAUGUCAGCAAUAGACAGCUAGCUGUAUCAUAGCCUGUACAGUAUAUAUAGGGGGAGGAGUGAUAGUAGAGGCUGGGGUUAAGGUAUAACACUGUGAUAAUUUAGUAGCUAGCCAGUUAUAUGUCUGUUUAAAAUCGUACUCUAUAUUUCAGAUUUUUUAUUUACACAGUCAGGUCAUAUAGAAAAUACACAUUAUAUAUAUAUAUACCCAGGAAGAACACAGAGAGUAGGUCGUGUUAUAUCAGCGGUGUGGUACAUUAACACUCAAAGGUUUCUACUGUACUCUCCAUAUCCUUGUUGUUUUAGUCUGUAUUGUGUACUCAGAUCUCAUUGGUUAACAUGUUUUGAAUGGCAGCAUCAAGAGAGGUGGGCGGAGCCUAGAGUAAAUGAGCGCACUGAUAUGACUGUCAUUCCAUGAAUUAUUUCAUUAUCACGUCUGAAAGAUGCAUUUCCAUGAUCAAUAUCCUUUGUUAUGGCCUCCAGGAAUAAGAGGAUGACAUGUUACAAAAUCUAUUAUGAUUAUAGCAUGAUAUGUAAGAAAAAAUGUAUAUGUUUAAAAAAAAAAAAAAAAAAGACACAAAAAGAGGGGGAAAAAUAUAAAAAAAAAAUUAAAACAAAGUAAUGCAGAAAAUGUUUCAAUAAUUCUUAAUUUUGAAACAUCAGCUUGGAGAAAUUCUGAGGGUAAAUUGGAUAAAUUAGUGUGUCAGGUCAAUGGAUCAAGUUCAAUGUGUGUAAAAAGAUAAGGCACUUUGCUCAAAUGUCUGUGUUUAUUAGAUGCCAAAUAUAAACAAAUAUGCAUGCAUGGAUAUGGUACUUAUAAACAUCUAAUGUCUGUUUUACUUCUACUUAACAUUGAUGCGUUACGAUGCCGUCCGAGCUUUGAUAAAUGUGAAUUCAGCUACCUUUUGUUUUACAUGUAAAGUUCAGACUUAGCAAAUGAAGUCGUUGGUACCACCCAUUUCUACCCUUCUAGUCAAUAUAUGGACGGACUUUGUGAGAUUCAGGGGGACAUGGGAUGCUCCUUGAUGUACCCCUGUGUUUCACUUCUGCUCUAAAGUAUCAUACCAGAUACCAGUCCAGAUUUCUUGUUGUGCUUUGUCACAUCUUUUCAUCAAAACAUAUCUCAAAUGUCUGACAAUAGAGGUUACUGUCCUUUGUCACAUUUGUUAUUGUAGUGUAAAACACAUCAGGUUCUGCUAAUUAUUGAAAUAUAGAACCUGGUCAAAUGAUCUUGUAAAUAAGUAGUAUUAGAAAUAUAUGUAAAUACUAGGAGAGCUUGAAUUAGAGAUUGCAAGAAUGAUAAAACAGUGUAGCAGUAGACUAAUCAUGUAUGAGUGUGACAAGGCUGUAAUGAGUGGUGUAAAUAACUGUAUGAAUGGUGUCUUUCUCCAUACAUUAUGCAGUCUUGUACACAAUGAGCUCCGCCCACCUUUGCAUGUCCAUUGCUCAUCCAGACCCUAUAUGUAUUCCUCCCUGUCUGUGAGAUGGCCAUUAUCAUUCCUUGUGUAGCAUGUACAUAUUGGUGGACCUGUAUGCAGGUAGACACCACUAUUAUUGACGAUGAUGAGUUAGUCAGGUAUUGUAGUUGUCUUUCACCAUUUACAGGUAUCAACUCAUUCAUCAUUUGUUUUGUGCAACUAUUUUCUGAACAGAUUCUGCACAGUUAUAUCACAGAUAAUAUGAUAUUACUAUGUCUUAUUAUGCUAGUCAGAAUGAUCAACUGCAUUUAAAUCUUCGUCUAAUCUACAACUUUCCCGACUGUUGACAUAGAAGACAACUUUGACCUCCUUACGUAAAGACGGACUUGGUCUCGGCCCCAUCAUAUGACCUGUAGGAUAGAAUUUUAAACAUGAUUCCAUCGAAUAUGGUCAGUAAUACAAGUUAUGUUUGAGAUUAUUUAUGGAAAGAGUGUUUGUAAUUCAUUUUUGAUAUAGUUAAAAUUCAUAAAUACAACAAAUGUUCCACCCUAUCUUCAAAAGAAGCAUCUGUUAUACAUAUGUUAAAUAUGUAUCCAGUGCAUUUUCAGUUGCAGUACAUUCUGUUGUUGUAUUUAAAGAAAUUCAGUUCAGGUACACAGCCUAGUUAGAAAUAUAUUGGAAAGAAAACAUGCAGUUAUAUAUAUAUGUGCAAAUCUGUUCAAAAACUUUUGUACAUUAUUUUUUACUUGUUAACUAUGUUGAAGUGUGUUAUUUUUAGACAGAAAAACAAAAAAGUUAUAAAAAAAAUAUUAGAAAAAAAGAUUGUUAUUGAAUAUUUGUUAUGAAAUUGAUGUGAAUGUAAUCACAUUUAGGUACAAGUUUGUAUAUAGAGUUUGUGGUAUAUAUCUAUACAAUCAUAUGUUCUGUAACCUAGAAAUAUGUGACUGAUAACACUGAUUGCUUUCACACAGGGAGUUCUCCUUUAUGUGAUUAACUUAAGAAUUGUUACUAAAUUUUUCACUUCUUGCUUGGAAAUGAAAGUUUACAAUAAUUCCCAUUUGAUCACCAAGAAGGAUGGUACAACCAAACCCAUACAAAGAGUGCUAAAUUAAAUAUUGUAGAAUUCUGGUUUUGUUUUCAUUUUCCUCAGUGUGUGUUGAUUUUUUUUCUCCUAAGUCUUAUUUCCUAACUUAUUACAUUGUGAACAAUAUUUUUUAACAAAGUGUAAGAUAUGUAUCAUAUCAACAGAAUACAGUUAAAUGAGUUUCAAAACGUGUUACAUAAGAUGUCAAACAGAUCAUUUAUUGCUUCAAGAUUUGUUAAGGCCUGGAAAAAAGUUUUUUAUUUUAAAAAAGAUGUUUCAAAUAAUUGAAAAAAUUUCAAAUCAUUAAAAGAAAAACAUUAUGCAAGAAUGAUGGAGGUGAUUCGAUGCCAAGUGUUAGGCAACUAGCAAUGCUGAAUGAGUUUUAUUCUUUAUUGUUGAAAACCAAUUUAAUCUGAAGCAGGUUUGUUAAGUUUGUUAGUGUGCAGUCGUACUGGAAUGUACAACUUCCGAAAUAAAUUAAUCUGUAUGCAAUAUUUUUGAAGAAUUUUCUUUAUUUAAUUGAAGAGUGUUGUUAAAUUUAUUUUUGUCUAAUUUAAAUAUGAACAGAUUUGAAAAUGCUGGAAAGAUAAUUUUAUUUGUAAUUAACACAAUUUUUUUCUCUCUCAAACAAUCAUUGUAACAUUAUGUUAUUUAUCAUAGAGAAAUGAAUUAUACACUAAUGUGUCAUAUGUACUUUCUGGGCUAAUGACAUUGUAUCAUUUCUACCCUGGCUAGUUGCAGUGCUGUAGUAAUUGUCUCCCUUAAUUUAUUGUGAGUUGUAAUAUUUUAUCAAACUCAUUUUUAUUCACAGAUUGAUAAUUUAUUCAAUAGUAAUUUUAGCUCAAUAUUAUUUCCACACAGCCGUCUUGUUGGUUGCAAAUCAUACUGUGUAUAUUACACAAGUCUUAAAUUUCGUUCAUCCUGCUUGUCCUGAUUUUUAUAACUAUAUUUUGAGUAUAUUUUGUUUCUGUAAUAGUUCUUUUUGACAACAGGUUCUUUUGGUAUUGCAUUUAGUGUAGAAACAAUGUGUUGACUACAUUCCUUAGCCAUUUUAUAGCCUUGUGUGUCUUGCCAAGUCACCAACAUUUGUAUAAGCUAUGUUAUACUGCCAAAAUAGGUCACAUCAUACAAAGUAUCACAUGGUUAUCUCCCAUAGGCAGCCCAAAGGCAUCAUUACAUGUAUUACAUCCAAAAUUGACCAAAAGUAUGAGAUUUUCCGAAUGCUGAUGCUAGAGGUAUAUAACUGUUAUCUACAAAUCAUUUCUAUGGUUCUUGCAACAUAUUGCCCCCCCCACCCUCCCCCCUCAAAAAAAGAAACGAAAAAAACCCCUUGAAUUUACGCAAAAUAAACAUUUACAAUCAGUCAUGUUUUUUCCCCUGAAAUGGAAAUGUGACUUAAGAUUCUAUAAUACACUAUACUUUUAUGACAGGUCAGUUUUACGUAGCUUGGAAUCUGAAAGUUUUGUAGUUUCUAUACAUGUGAUCCAUUCAAAAGAAUCUCUUACUUUCCGUGAACAUGAUACUGAUAACCAAAUUUUCCUUAAGGAAUAACAAUUAUCCAAUUCUUAGCUGAACCAUGCCUUUAGGAAUCGCACAGUAAUCUAGUUUUUAUCCUUUGUUGUAAUUGCAUGUUGAUUUGGACACUUUGUGAGAUAUCAGUAUUAUAUAUGGGAGAAAUCAGUGUUAAUGUAAGUACAUGCUUGGAUUUUAUGACACCAAUCUUAUCAUACAAUCUGCCAUUUGAUGAUGCCAUAUUGGGGGUCAGUAUUUAUUUUCAAUGGAAAUUAUGACACAAUUCUGAUAGCAUUUUUACAGAUAAUUAUAGAUCAUGUAUACAUCUGUAAAAGUGGAAUUGUAAUAGUUUUUUGUAUAUCGGUACCAAAGCUUUACGGGCAGAAAUCCAUUUAGUAUAAUCCAGCAAUGCCAGGGUACCACACAUCAACCUGAAGCCAUCUUAAAUCAUGAAAAACAAAAUAGCAUUGUGUCAUGUUUUACAUCUGACCAUCAAACUGUAUAGAACAAGUCACUGUAGAGAAGAAUUGGGAGGUCAGCACAUAGUUUGAACUUUAUGUAAAUGAACUUGGCAGGGCAACUUUUUAAGUCUUUUUGAACAUAGCUUGUAUGGAUAUCAGCAAAUAUUGUUUGAUAAUAACUAGUUUAGUCAUGGUUAUCCAAAUUCCAAUACUAAAAAUUGAAUUUUUGACAGAGAAAAUCUGAUUAUUUGUUAUGUUUUAACUUUAAAUGAAUAAAUAUUUCCUUAGUUUUGCAUUCAACAUUUUUCAGAAGAAAGUAAAGCAUUAACAAUGAAGCUUUGAACUGCCCAGGAAGUUAGGUUUCUUGUGGUUUAGGAAAAUUUGAUUUGUAACUCCAAAAUCAGUAUUAUGUUAAAUACUAAAACUUUGACUUUUCGGAGGUAUAUAGUUCCAGUGCACUGGCUGUGUUGUCCUGUUGGUAAACAUGCUACCAGUAGACAGUCAUCCCAAUGUCACUUGUAUGUUCCCAUAAAAAAAGCAUCCUAAACUAUUGACAAUAAUGUAUUAACUUCAUAUAUCAUACAGCUAGAGUUGUGUUUUAACAUUUUACUUUUUUCUUCUUUGAAGCCAACAACCAGAGAAGCAGUGCAUGCUUAUAAAGUUUUAGAUUACAAAAACUUUUAUUUUUUUGUAAAUUAUAUAUACUUUUCUAUCCCUCAAAUAUUCAUUUAUAUAUAUAUCUAUAUACAAAAAUGAUCAUGAUAACUCAUUUUUGACACCAAAAACUCAAUUUUUUGGUUUAUUCCGCCAUAUGUAACUUGUGUUUUUCACAAAAGACUUAAGUUUCACUAUCAAUGUGCAUCAAGUCUUAAUGUGAAAUAAGACAGUUAACAGGAUACAAAAUUUAAAUGUUACAUAUUUAUCUGCCAGGAUAAUUUUACACCAGAAUCAUUAUUUUUAGUUUAUUCAUUUGACACCAAAAUCACUAUUUAUUUGCAUUUUGCUGUAGAUUCCAUGUUACCAUACCACCAACACACCAUCAUCAUUGUCACCAUUAUCAUCAUUGUGAGUGGUGGGGGCCGCUGGGACUUUGCCAGCACCCUUACCCCUUCACUUGACCCCUUUAUUUCUUUCCAAUCUAGCAUAUCCACCGUAUGGUUAACGAAGGCAGCAUUACAGUGUGUUCUGUUUGAAUGUAGAGAUGCUCCCUGGCUGUCUCGGGGUCCCCACCACUGCUCAGCCCUGUAGUGAUGUGUGAUAUGGUGAGACUAGUGUACAUAUCUAGUACCUAUCUAGAGUUUCUGCAGUAACAUUGCAUGAGUUUGGAAUCAGAUUGUUGCAUUAUCAAUAUUGUGUGCAUUUCUUUAUCAUCAAUUUCCUCAGAAGAAGAAAAUUAUUUAUCUAGUUUACUACGUAUAUUAUGUCAAAAAUUUUACUUUUCUUUUCCUGGAUUUUGUUUGGUUUCACAUGCAUUUCAUGUGAAUCGUUCUGAAAUAAAACAGCUUUCAAGUUCA